Molecule: messenger RNA, 581 nt
Organism: Caenorhabditis sp. 36 PRJEB53466
Lineage: Eukaryota; Metazoa; Nematoda; Chromadorea; Rhabditida; Rhabditidae
Source: the annotation of a GenBank genome assembly
AUGCCUUCUUCUUCUUCUUCUUCUUUUUCUUUUUCUCUUUUCCUAGUACUUUCGUCUCUUGUUGCCACGUGCCAUUCCAUCGGAAGGAGCCAAUCGACCGCAGUCGAAGGAAUCCUUUUGUGCGAUGACAAACCGGCGAAGGAUGUGCUCAUCAAGCUCUACGAUCAUGAUACCGGUAACUUACAACUGUACUUCAAUGCAUUAGGCACCGGAUUUCAGUGUCCCCGGAUGAGCUGAUGGAUUCUGCAAAGACCGACUCCGAUGGGCAUUUCAAGUUGAGCGGAAGUGCUGACGAAAUCUCCGGAAUCGACCCCAAGAUCAACAUUUACCACGACUGCGACGAUGGAAUUCUGGUAAGAUCCUCCCCAACUCUUUCCUCCGAAUCCAGCCCUUUCCAGCCUUGCCAACGUCGUCUCACCAUCUUCAUUCCGAGCAAAUACGUCUCGAGCACCAAACAACCAUCUGCGGUGAGACCUCUUUUCCAUUUUUCCUCAAACGGAUAAUAAUUGUAGACGUUCAACAUCGGACGAGUUCAAUUGGCCGGAAAGUACGCCGGAGAAUCGAGAGAUUGCAUUCAUUAG